UUCUCUGGUGAAAAUCGUUUGAAAAAAAACAUCUCGAAAUGGUGGUCAUAAAUAAUAAGCAAAAGAUUUCGGUGCCCGAGUACCUCAACGAGCAGUUCUUUACGGAAACUCUGGAAGAGGGUCUGCGGGAGACUAAGGUUACCCUCAAGGAAAUCAAUUUUGAGUGGGGCAGCAAUCCGGGUGAUAACUACUGCUCGGCCAUCUAUCGCGUUCUGGUGACAUUCGCCAAGUGGUCGGAUAACAAGGAGUCCGAGAAGAAGGAGCAGCUUUCCCUGAUUGUCAAGACCAUUCCGAUCACAGAGGCCACACAGUUCCUCGAGGAUGUCAGUGUUUUCAUCAAGGAGAAGCAGACCUACACUGACAUUCUGCCACGAUUGGAUAUUCUCAGUCGCGGCGACAAGUUUGGUGCCAAAUACUACCAUUCUGUAAAGGGUCCCGUGCAGACGAUUGUCUUUAGCGACCUGAAGGUGGAGGGCUUCAAGGUGGCUUCACGCGAGUCAGGACUCGACUUUAACCAUGCCUCGCUCAUUCUGCAGCAACUGGGGAAAUUCCAUGCCACUUCCAUGGUGCUGGCCAAUAAGGAUCCAGAGAUUGUGAAGCAGUACACGCGCGGCAUGCUCAGCGAGGAUAUCCUCAUGAAGAGCGACACCUUUGAGAACAUGUUUGGUGACUUCCUCAAGGGUCUCAUCAAGAGCUCUGCCGGAUGGCCCGGCUACAAGCACAUCAGCGGACAUCUCCAGCGCUUGAGUGACAAUUUCAGGAAUGUGUGUGUAGCGGCUUCAAAGCCCAAGGCCGGCGAUCGCUAUGUGGUGCUCAAUCACGGCGACAUGUGGACCAACAACUUCAUGUACGGCUACGACAACAAGGAUCAGCCAGAGGUGCCCACGCGUGCCAUCUUUGUCGACUUCCAGCUGUCCUUCUACGGCAGUCCCGGCUGCGAUCUGAACUUCUUCUUGAACACCAGCCUCAAGUUCGAGUUGGUGCAGGAGCGUCGCGAGGAGCUCAUCAAGGUGUACUACAAGGCCUUUCGGGAUGCCCUGGAGUACGCACGCUUCGAGCACAUUCCCACCUACGAGGAUCUGCUCUACGAGCUGCGUAGCCGCGAGACCUACGGUCUGUUUGCCCUGUUUGCCUUCCUCCCGAUGAUCACCAUGCCCAAGGAGUUGUCCUCGGACAACAGCAUCGACAACAUGCAGGAUGAGGCCUUCAUGCAAAAGAAACUGGAUGCCAUCUUUGCUCAAAAGGCUCUCAAUGACUACCAGAAAUGGGCCCUCAAGCGUUUCGAUACGCUCGGUGUCUUUGGGGACUACUAGACGGAGGAGUUUUCUUUCCAUUCGGGUUAGGCAUUCACUAAUUAUUGUGAUAAAAGAUAUACACGGAUAUGAUGGCACCGAGCACCACAUCUGUACAACAGAGCAGCCUGCAUAUUGUAGAUUUUGAGUAGAAGUAUCUACAAGUCUCUAUACUGUAGAAGUGGAUUUCAAUAAACGAAUCCAAUGAAAUUGGAUUCUGUAAUGGAA
Messenger RNA from Drosophila persimilis, 1520 nucleotides. RefSeq lists its product as uncharacterized. NCBI's taxonomy places the organism in Eukaryota, Metazoa, Arthropoda, Insecta, Diptera, Drosophilidae. The transcript has 3 exons. Bases 39 to 1313 code for a protein of 424 amino acids. The record is from RefSeq and is a predicted model, not a curated record.